Molecule: messenger RNA, 3682 nt
Organism: Scleropages formosus (Asian bonytongue)
Lineage: Eukaryota; Metazoa; Chordata; Actinopteri; Osteoglossiformes; Osteoglossidae
Product: 1-phosphatidylinositol 4,5-bisphosphate phosphodiesterase delta-3-A-like
Exons: 16
Coding region: 638-3202 (854 amino acids)
Biological process (GO): intracellular signal transduction; lipid metabolic process
Cellular component (GO): plasma membrane
Molecular function (GO): calcium ion binding; phosphatidylinositol-4,5-bisphosphate phospholipase C activity
Source: RefSeq, a predicted model, not a curated record
ACGGAUGGCGGAAGACAGAUUCGAGAGAACCCGCAGACGCCGAGAGGCGGAACAAAACCUACCGCUACAAUUCGGAAGAAAAGGCCGUCGGCGGAUUUUCUUCGGACGGCGAGCGCCACGCGAGAAGAAGCGUACGGUAGGUGUCGCUCUAUUACUAAUUUCUCCGCAGAAUACGUGGGCCAAGUAGUCCAAGAGAAGGGCCUCACUAAAAACAAAGCAGUUGCAACAAUGGAAGCCAAACAACUUAUCGCCGUGGAACUUCGUAAUAUUUCUAGCCGCCGCUCUCAUGAGUUUUGCCUUAUUGUAAGCGUGUGGCCUCAUGCAGUCCCCUUAUAACCACACCGUAAUGCUGCUGUGUUUUUUUUUUUUGUGUGUCCUCCAUGCGAUUACUGUGUUUACGAUAGUAACGGUUGUGGGCAAUCGUUACUGUAUUUAAGAGCGCUUAUGCUUAAUAGCAUUAACUGCCUUAUGUAAGGACUUAAAAUGCGCUGUCAAAAACACUGGGGCGGAAAAGGUCGACAUUUUCCUAAAUGGCCACGCUGACGUAAAACGCUAAUUCUUCCUCUUUCGUGAACCGAUAUUCUGCUCUCCUACGAUCGGCCACCCUCAGCUGUGCCCCGGGGCUCCUUGACCUGCGAUGGGUGGAAUACGGAGGAGAGGCGGAGGAGAGGGUGACCCGGGGGCUCCUACAGCCGAAGAUGCGCGCGAAGGGGGCCCCCCCAUCACGCCUUCCUCGAGGCCCUUCGAACCCCUCUCUGGGCUGUGCUCAUCGAGACGAGAAGAGGAGGAGGAGGAGGAGGAAGGGAGCCUCGAGGACAACAUGCAGAGCUGCACAAAGAAGAAUGAGAGAAAGAGCGCGGAGGAUCCGGGAAAAGCGGAGCGGACGAGGAGCGACACCGCCGGACUCGUCGUAGCGCCGCCGCCGCCGGAGCCGCUCAGGAGUUUAGGUCUCCAGGACGACGAGGACGUGCGGCUCAUGAUGCACGGUUCCAGCAUGCUGAAGGUGCGCUCUCCUCGCUGGCAGAAGCGGCGCCGCCUGCGCUUGCUGGAGGACGGCCUCACCGUGUGGUGCGAGUCCAGCAAGACGAGCAGGAGGGCCAAGGCACGGCAGACCUUCUUGGUGACGGACGUGGAGUGCGUGCGCGAGGGCUGCCAGUCGGAGGUCCUGCGCAGCCUAGGGGGCGCCGUGCCCGAGGGCCAGUGCUUCACGCUGCUGUUCAGGGGCGGCAGGAAGAGCCUGGACCUGCGCUGCUCCACCGAGGAGGAGGCCCGGCGGUGGGUCCGCGGGAUCCGCACCCUCCGCGACCGACUGGAUAAUAUGACCCAGAAGGAGAAGCUGGACAACUGGAUCCGAGGAUACCUGCGGCGCGCCGACCUCAACCAGGACGGCAAGAUGAGCUACGAGGAGGUGAAACGCCUGCUGCAGAUGAUCAACAUCGACCUGAGCGAGCAGUACGCCCGCUGCCUCUUCAAGAAGUGCGACCGCUCUGCCGACGGACGCCUGGACGACGAGGAGACGGAGGAGUUCUGCCGGGAGCUGCUGCGGCGGCCCGAGCUGGACCACGUGUUCCACCAGUACUCCGCCAACGGCUGCGUUCUGUCCACCGCCGAGCUGCGCGAGUUCCUGCGGGACCAGGGAGAGGACGCUUCGCUCGUCCACGCCCAGAGCCUCAUCCUCACCUACGAGCUCAACGAGUGGGCCCGGAAGAACCGGUUCAUGACCCCGAACGGCUUCACCCUCUACAUGCUGUCCCGCGAGAACGACGUGUUCGACCGCGAACACACGCACGUGUACCAGGACAUGCAACAGCCCCUGGCGCACUACUUCAUCUCCUCGUCCCACAACACCUACCUGACCAGGGACCAGGUGACCAGCGACAGUAGCACAGAGCCCUACAUCAGGGCUCUGAACCAGGGUUGCCGCUGCGUGGAGCUCGACUGCUGGGAUGGCGAUAACGGCGAGCCCAUGAUUUACCACGGGCACACGCUGACGUCCAAGGUGACCUUCCGCGAGGUCAUCGAGACCAUCGCCCAGUACGCCUUCAAGGCCUCCUCGUUCCCGCUCAUCCUCUCCCUGGAGAACCACUGCAGCGUGGAGCAGCAGACGGUGAUGUCUCAGCAUCUGCGCGGCAUCCUGGGGGACAAACUGCUCACGAAGCCCCUCGGUGACCAGCCGCCGACCACGUUGCCUUCUCCAGAGGAGCUCAAGGGCCGGAUCCUGGUGAAGGGGAAGAAGGAGCGAACGCUGCCCGAGAAGACGGACAGCUCCACAAGCUCCGCCUCCAGCUCCGAAGACGAGGCGUCUGAAGAGAGCAAGAAAAGAAAGAAAGAAGCCGGGAAGGCUUCACCGUCCAAACUGAGCCCGGCGCUGUCGGACCUGGUCGUCUACUGCCGCAGUGUCCCCUUCCGUGGCUUCAGCCAAGCGGCUAAGAAGGCGGCCAAUGAGAUCUCGUCUUUCUCGGAGAGCGACGCCCUCAGACACAUCAAGGAGGCCGGGAAGUGGUUUGUUCGCCACAACAGCCGGCAGCUCAGCCGCAUCUACCCCUCUGGACAGCGUCUGCAGUCGUCCAACUACAACCCGCAGGACAUGUGGAACGGCGGCUGUCAGCUGGUGGCGCUCAACUUCCAGACGGCAGGCGAGCAGAUGGACCUCAACCAGGGUCGCUUCCUGCCCAACGGACGCUGCGGCUACAUCCUGAAACCGAGCUUCAUGCGUGACCCCGAGUCCGACUUCGACCCGGAGAACACGUGCGGAGGCCCUGGACACGACCCCGUGCUGCUGACCGUGCGGGUGAUCUCAGCGCAGCAGCUGCCCAAAGUGGACAGAGACAAACCCCAGUCCAUAGUGGACCCCAUGGUGUGGGUGGAGGUGCACGGGGCGCCCAUCGAUAACGCCCGCGAGAAAACGCCCCACGUCGCCAACAACGGCUUCAACCCCCGCUGGGACUGCACCCUCCGCUUCCAGCUGCAGGUUCCGGAACUGGCUCUGGUCCGCUUUGUCGUCGAAGACCACGACUACGCCUCCCGCAACGACUUUGUGGGCCAGUUCACGGUGCCGUUCACAAGCAUGCGCACAGGUUACCGCCACGUCCACCUGCUGAAGGCCGACGGUUCCGGUCUGUCCCCCUCGACGCUCUUUCUCCACAUCAAGGCGGAGCCCAAGGGCCGGACCGCCAAGCGCGCGAGUCCGAGGCGCCCGUAGCUCCAGGGCCUCACGCGGCGCGACCCGGGUACGGGGGCGCCCCUCCCUCCAGCCGGCGCGGGAGCGCUUAGAGCGGCCGCUUCUCGACUCGGCGGUCACGGGUUCGAAUCCCGCCUCCUGCUGCGUUUCCCCCCCAAAGCUGCUCCUGCUCUAUUAGUGGGUGAAACAACGGCGUAACUGUGUAGCAGAGUUGAGUCGCAACCGCCACAGAAAGGGGUCGUCUUCGUUUAAAGGACGACUUGGCGGUGAUGGAGAGAUGCUGGAAACGCAGAGUCUGCAGUCGUCCUCACUGGGACGCGUACCGCGGUAAAUCCGAAAGCGUCGCGGCGUGUUUACGGAGCCGCUUGACAGCGUGUGAACCCUGUAGGGAUGGUUGUCAUUCUUGUGUAAAACACUAAAAUGACCUCAUUUAGAUCUACCCCAGCUAGUAGUGUAGUGGUUAGAGAUGCUGCUUUUGGACCCGAAGGUCAGAGGUUCGAA